This is a messenger RNA of Chrysochloris asiatica (Cape golden mole), 1286 nucleotides long. RefSeq names its product peroxisomal biogenesis factor 16 (gene PEX16). Lineage: Eukaryota; Metazoa; Chordata; Mammalia; Afrosoricida; Chrysochloridae. The record is from RefSeq and is a predicted model, not a curated record. Gene Ontology annotation, cellular component: peroxisomal membrane. The coding region runs from base 273 to 1286 and encodes 337 amino acids. Gene Ontology annotation, biological process: peroxisome organization. The transcript is spliced from 11 exons.
GGGUCGGGGGCGGAGAGUGUGUGAACCAAUGACUUGAAGGAGCAGGGAGGGCGGGAUUAGGCUCGCAGUCACUACAAACUACCGAACUGGGCGUUUCAAGAGAUGGGGUUAAGAGAGGUCCAAAGGCCCUUCGCGUCACCAUCCUUCUGGCCCGCGGAAGUUAAGUAAUGGAGAGGCGGGCCUAGGACCGGAAGCAGGAAGGAGGGCUCAGACAGCAGGGUUCCGCAGACAGUCUUCUGUCGCUCUGUGGGUCUGUCAGUCCGGAGGGCAGGAUGGAGAAGUUGCGGCUUCUGAGCCUUCGCUACCAGGAAUAUGUGACUCGUCACCCUGCCGCUACGGCCCAGCUGGAGACGGCGGUGCGGGGCCUCAGUUACCUGCUGGCAGGUCGCUUCGCAGAUUCACACGAGCUGUCGGAGCUGGUGUACUCGGCCUCUAACCUGCUGGUGCUACUCAAUGACGGAAUCCUACGGAAGGAGCUCCGGAAAAAGUUGCCUGUGUCACUCUCCCAGCAGAAGCUGCUAACAUGGCUGAGCGUGCUGGAGUGCGUGGAGGUGUUCAUGGAGAUGGGAGCUGCCAAGGUGUGGGGCGAAGUGGGCCGUUGGCUUGUCAUCGCCCUCAUCCAGCUGGCCAAGGCUGUGCUGCGGCUGUUCCUACUGAUCUGGUUCAAGGCUGGCCUGCAGACCUCCCCCCCCAUUGUUCCUCUGGACAGGGAGACUCAGGCUCAGCCCGCAGAUGGUGACCCCAGCCCUGGCAGCCAGGAACAGCCUUAUGUGGGCAAGCGGUCAAGCCGAGUGGUACGAACCCUCCAGAACACCCCAUCGCUGCACUCGAGGCACUGGGGCGCCCCCCAGCAGCGGGAGAGGCAACAGCAGCAGCAGAAACAUGAGGAGCUGAGCGUCACCCCCACCCCCCUGGGCCUGCAGGGAACCAUCGCCGAGACCUUGUACAUUGCUCGGCCCCUGCUGCACUUGCUCAGCCUGGGCCUCUGGGGCCAACGGUCGUGGACGCCCUGGCUCCUGUCCGGCGCAGUGGACGUGACCAGCCUGAGCCUCCUGAGUGACAGGAAGGGGCUGACUCGGAGGGAACGGCUGGAGCUGCGGCGCCGGACCAUCCUGCUUCUCUAUUACCUGCUGCGUUCCCCCUUCUAUGACCGCUUCUCAGAGACUAGGAUACUCUUCCUGCUCCAGCUGCUGGCAGACCAUGUCCCUGGCCUUGGCCUGGUCACAAGGCCACUCAUGGAUUACUUGCCCGUCUGGCAGAAGAUUUAUUUCUACAACUGGGGCUGA